This is a messenger RNA of Ornithodoros turicata, 873 nucleotides long. RefSeq lists its product as uncharacterized. The transcript has a single exon. Lineage: Eukaryota; Metazoa; Arthropoda; Arachnida; Ixodida; Argasidae. The record is from RefSeq and is a predicted model, not a curated record. Bases 1 to 873 code for a protein of 290 amino acids.
AUGGGCAAGUUGAAGAGAGACAGGCAAUUUUUACGCUCACAAGCAACAAGAUUGAGGAACGAUAUCGACGAGAAAUUGGGAGCUGCCGGUACAACCGCGCAAGAUAUUGCUAUACUAAGAGAGAAGCUCCAAGAUAUUUCCAGAGAUUUGAAGGCUGUUGACAGCGAGCUCAAGGAUAAAUUCUCUGACGAAGAAUAUGAACGCGAGAUGACUGCCACGACCGAAUACCGCCAUCAGAUGUUGGAGACCAUCACUCGCAUAGAUCUGCGCUCCCAAGAAGUUUCGACGGGCGCGUCGACUUCGGUGGCUUUGAACCCCAGCCCUCUUCCAGCUGCUUCUGUCCAUAGGGACAAUAAGAUAAAGCUGCCAAAAUUAGAGCUCCCGAAGUUUCAUGGCGCCAUAGACGCAUGGCUUCCUUUCUGGACACGUUAUGAAGUUGCCGUACACCACAACAUCGCGCUUACCGCCACUGAGAAGUUCUGUUACUUGAGGUCUCUGUUAACUGGGAACGCCGCUGAUCUCAUCCGUGGAUUAAAUUUGAAUGAGGGCUGCUAUAACGAGGCAAUUGAACUUCUCAAGAAGGAAUAUGGAUCAUCCACACGCAUAGCUGAUGAGCACAUAAGGAAGCUGACACACAUGGUCCCAGUCACGGAUCCUGCAGAUAUUUCGAAACUGCGGCAAUUCUAUAAUGAAAUUCAAUCCCGGGCACGAAGCCUUCAGGUUUUGGGCAUAUCAACCGAUGCCUACAGCGCACUACUUAGACCCAUCAUUUUAAGCAAGACGUCAGGAAGACGUCAGGACGUCAGGAACACGUCAGGAACAUCAGAACGUCAGAAGUUCGUCAGGAGAGGACGUCAGGAACACAUAGAAUGA